GCGAAGCAUGGAGCCCCCCGCCGAGUGCCAGCAGGAGACCCCAACCCUCACGGAGGCAGCCGCCGAGUUCCUGAGACGUAUCGGGCCGGGGGAGCUGGAGCGCUGCCUGUUCGCCGAGACGCUGGAGGGGGUGGCAGCGAGGGACCGGGCAAGGGCCCGGUGGCCGGGCCAGUGGUGGCUGGUAGCCCGGUGGGCUCCCUACGAGCGGGCGGGCGAGCCGGCGCGGCGCUGCCUCCUGGUGCGAGCCGGGUCCCGCGGCAGGCAGGACGGCGUGCCCAGCUCCGGCACCCUCAAAGCCUACGUGACCCCCCAGCUGGAGACCCUGGAGCAGGAGGAGCUGGAGCGCCUGGAGCUCCAAGCACAGCCCGUAGAGAGGAGGACCCAUAUCGUGAGCCACCAGCAUGGGAUAACUGUCACCAAGAGCCUCCAGGAGGGAGAGGCAGAGCCGUAUUGCCGGAGCUUCUCCUACGGCCGGGCUGAGCUGCGGGGGCUGCUGCUGGAGGGUGCCAGCCUCCUGCUGCUGCGGGUGCUGGCGUGCCAGCGGGCAGUGCCCCCCGGCCUCGUCUUCCCGGCCAUCGACACCGAGGGCUGCCUCUGCACCUCCAGCUACCGCUCCCUGGGCGUCCAGUGGCAGGCGGUGGGCUCGGCGGAGGCAGAGGUGUUUGUGAUCGAGCGAGCCAUGCACACCAUCACCGGCGUCUCCACCACCUGGCACAGCAGCUUCCUCCCCAACGGGCGUUUGGCCCGGCUGGAGCAGGUCGGCUGCCCGAUGCUGGUGUUUCUGCAGGAUGAGUCUGUCCUCAGCGAGACAGGGAGGGGCGAGCCCCGGCCCCUCUUUCCCAAACAGCCCCUGGACUGGGAGGAGGACAUCCAGCUCCGCUCCUGGUUCCUGGACAGGAAGGAGGAGCUGCAAGCGUCCCACGCCGCCUACAUCCAUCGGCACCCUGAGCUCUGGGUACUGCUGGCUGACUUCCUCCAGGCCCUGCUUCUCCAGCAGCCUCAUGACCCCGUCUCCUUCGCUGCCCAAUUCUUUGCCCCCCAGGAGCCCCCCAGCAGCCUCUUUGCCUCCUCCGGGGCUGCCAACCCCCUCCCCAGCCCCCCACCUCCCCACCCUCCAGCUAAUGGCGAAUAAAGCUGCUUCACACUG
Tyto alba (common barn owl) is the source of this 1147-nucleotide messenger RNA. RefSeq names its product ciliogenesis associated TTC17 interacting protein (gene CATIP). The transcript has 9 exons. NCBI's taxonomy places the organism in Eukaryota, Metazoa, Chordata, Aves, Strigiformes, Tytonidae. The record is from RefSeq and is a predicted model, not a curated record. Gene Ontology annotation, biological process: cilium organization; actin filament polymerization. The coding region runs from base 8 to 1132 and encodes 374 amino acids.